Messenger RNA from Striga asiatica, 1506 nucleotides. The record is from the annotation of a GenBank genome assembly. NCBI's taxonomy places the organism in Eukaryota, Viridiplantae, Streptophyta, Magnoliopsida, Lamiales, Orobanchaceae.
AAACUAUAAAAACUGGAAGUGAACUUCAAAAUCCCAUCAAAUUCUCAAUUUCACACACUCACGCACAGAGAGAAGUAAUAACUAAUAUUUAAGUGAAAUGGUGAAAGGUAGUGUGUGUGUGACAGGAGCAUCAGGCUUCAUAGCGUCAUGGCUGAUUAAGCUUUUGCUUCAGCGUGGUUACACCGUCAAAGCCACCGUCAGAAACCUCCGUGAUUCCAAAAGGGUCGAACAUUUGUUGGCACUCGAUGGAGCCCACCAAAGAUUGUAUUUGUUUGAAGCCGACUUACUCGACGAAGGAUCUUUUGAUUCGGUUAUUGAUGGCUGUGAAGGUGUCUUUCACGCUGCAUCACCCGCUUUCUUAAAAGCUACCGACCCACAGAAAGAAUUGAUAGAUCCAGCUGUGAAUGGAACAAUUAAUGUGCUUCAAUCAUGCAAGAAAGUAACAACGGUGAAAAGAAUAGUUGUAACAUCUUCCAUGGCUUCUGUCAUGCUCAACUCUAAUUUGCUGAAGUCCGGUUUUUUGGUUGACGAAACAUGGGUUUCGGAUCCAAGCUUCUGUAUAGAAAAGGAGGAUUAUUAUGCUCUUGGAAAAACUUUAGCUGAGAAGGCUGCAUGGAAAUUUGCGGAAGAAAAUGGGCUCGACCUAGUUACAUUACAUCCAGGCUAUGUGAUCGGUCCUCUAUUGCAGCCAAUUCUCAAUUUUAGUUCUGAGGCUCUACUGGAUCUUAUUAGAGAAGGAAAACAACUAUUUUCUAGUGGAGUGUACAGUUAUGUGGACGUGAGGGAUGUUGCUCUUGCACAUGUUUUGGCAUUUGAGAAUUCAUCUGCCCAUGGCCGAUACCUUUUGGUGGAUAGGGUGACUCAUUCAUUUGAAGCAUUCGACAUACUGAAUGGAAUUUUUCCGACUCUCAACCUUUCUCCAACAAUUAGUGAGGAUCGACCUGCCAAGCCCCCUUACCAAGUAUCCCAAGAGAAAGCGAAAAGUUUGGGUCUCGAUUUCAUGCCGCUUGAGGUGAGCCUCAAGGACACAAUUGAAAGCUUGAAGGAAAAGAACUUUUUCUCCUAAAUUCAUCAUGGUAAUCAAUAUGUGAUGCUAUUUGAUUACUAGUUGUGUUCUUGGUUUCUAUUCAGGCAAAUGUCAGCCGAGUUUAAUGCAAUAUUAGUUUAUGGUAAUUGUGUAAUGGAACCAAAUGAGUGGAGCUAAUGUGUGGUAAUCUGAAAUAAUUAGUACCUAAAGCUAAGUAUGUAGAUUAUUUUUACUAAACCUAAUGUGUGGUAAUCUGAAAUAAUUAGUACCUAAAGCUAAGUGAUCUUCAUUGAUCUAAGCUAUGAGCACCACACGAACUUCUUAGCUCAAAUGAAUCUAAGAGAAUAUACCAAAUCAUGAACUUUAAGAUAUGACAUUGUCAUUCUCCAAUUAAAAGGUAUACCUCUCUUGUACAGGCCAUCUAUUAAUAAGAUAUCUCAAUAUAUAUCAAGUAGAUGGAUUCAUAAUUCUAUUAGAAA